AUGGACAUUGAGACCAUACCAGGAGCCACAGUUGGAAGCAAGCAGAGGUUCUUCAGGCUCUACAUGUGUUUCCAAACACAAAAGAAAGCAUGGAAGAAGACUUGUAGGCCAGUUAUUGGCUUAGAUGGAGCUUUUUUGAAAUGGGACAUCAAGGGACAGUUGUUGGUUGCGGUUGGAAGAGAUGGAGACAAUAGGAUUGUCCCUAUUGCUUGGGCUCGUUUGGCCUUGGAUUUGGGAUUGGAAGAUGGGAAAAGCUUUGUUAUAAUGUCUGACAAACAAAAGGGAUUAGGGAAGGCAGUUCAUAACCUCCUUCCAGAAGCUGAGCAUAGGCAGUGUUGUCACCAUAUAUAUGAGAACUGGAGGAAAGGUGGAAAAGAUCUAAGGUUACAAAGGUUCUUCUGGUUCAUUGCAAGGAGCUACACUCCUGGUAUGUUCAACUACAACAUGGACGAGCUAAAGAACUAUGAUCCAGGCGCACAUGCAUCUCUGAUAAAGACAAAGCCAGAGACUUGGUCUAGAGCUUUUUUCAAGAUAGGCUCCUACUGCAAUGAUAAUCUGAACAAUUUGUCUGAGUCCUUCAACAAGACCAUCAGGGAGGCUAGGAAGAAGCCUCUGCUAGACAUGUUAGAGGAGAUAAGGCGCCAAUGUAUGACUAGGAACUACAAUAGGUCUAAGAUGGCUACCGACAGGAAGACUAGGUUCACCAAGAAGACACAUAAAGAGUUAGACAGGGUUGAGAAGAAGUCCAACGGGUGUAGUCUGCGUUGGGCAAUUGGGCCAGAGACUAAGGUGGAGUAUAAAGACCAGUCAUAUGUUGUGAGUUUGGAGAAGGACACUUGUGCAUGUCGAAGCUGGCAAAUCAAUGGUAUUCCAUGCAUCCAUGAUGCUAAGGUCAUCCUUGGUGCGGGCAGAAAACUCUCUGAAUUUGUUGCUCCUUGCUACACAACCUCUAAGUGGCGUGAAACGUAUAGUUAUGGGAUCAGACCUGUAAAUGGGAUGAUAGAGUGGCCUCAGACCAAUACAUUAGGUGUGAUUCCACCACCUAAUCGAAAUGGCAAUCCUGGUAGGCCUAAAAAUCAUGAUAGAAAGAAGGGAGCUAAUGAGACACUGUCUACUACCAAGCUGAGCCGUGUGAACAGAGUUAUGACAUGCUCUAACUGCAAAGAAGAAGGCCACUACAAGAAUACAUGUCGGAAUGCUUAUGUUCAGAGUCCAGCUAAGAAACCAAGAGGCAGACCAAGAAAAAAUCAGGGACUACAUUUUGAAGAGUCACAAGCUCAAUUCUCACAAGCUCACUCCUCACAAGCUCAAGCAUCACCAUGGGAAGUUCCACAAUCUUCACAAGCUCACUCCUCACAAGCUCAAGCAUCACCAUGGGAAGUUCCACAAUCUUCACAAGCUCAAGCAUCACAGACAGGAGCGUGGGGAAGAUGGUUUUCUUAG
Messenger RNA from Brassica napus (rape), 1443 nucleotides. RefSeq lists its product as uncharacterized. The record is from RefSeq and is a predicted model, not a curated record. The transcript has 4 exons. NCBI's taxonomy places the organism in Eukaryota, Viridiplantae, Streptophyta, Magnoliopsida, Brassicales, Brassicaceae. The coding region runs from base 1 to 1443 and encodes 480 amino acids. Gene Ontology annotation, molecular function: nucleic acid binding; zinc ion binding.